Messenger RNA from Cantharellus anzutake, 1717 nucleotides. RefSeq names its product tubulin-tyrosine ligase family-domain-containing protein. Gene Ontology annotation, cellular component: P-body. NCBI's taxonomy places the organism in Eukaryota, Fungi, Basidiomycota, Agaricomycetes, Cantharellales, Hydnaceae. The coding region runs from base 362 to 1717 and encodes 451 amino acids. The transcript has 5 exons. Gene Ontology annotation, biological process: protein modification process. The record is from RefSeq and is a predicted model, not a curated record.
CAUUAAGGGCAUCGGGAAGAGAUCAAGAUCGGUAUAGAAGGCUUAAAACUCCUGCAGUUUUCAUUCAUGCCAGGAGCGAUAUCGAGUACAUUACCUGAAGCGGCAGUCACCGAGUCUCAUGCCCAGCAUCUGGUGUCCAUCUCUUCUCAUAUUGCUAGUGGAGUCGCUGAGGUCUAGUCCACUAGACACAAUAGUUGGCCUUGGUCUUUCUCUGAUCAGUGUACUUAGUCCCGUUGCACACUCCGUCAUAAUGUUACAGGCACGCACGUGGAGGACAAAAUGACAAACACUACGUAUUUCGUCGCCGCCAACUCAUUGUCAACUAACUUCUGAGCUAAACUGAUUUCGAAGGAUCCUGAAAAUGGGUGGUUUUCAUGCCUGGUGUUCCUUCCCUGCAGCACCUUUUGCUCAGAAGCUGAUAUUAAACGCAUUGAAAGAGAACUUCCCAAUGGUCACGAUCUCGUCAUCCGACACCAUUCCCUCUGAUUAUCGGACAACUUCCUCGGAUUCGUGUCGAUCUCCUUUCCUUCAAUGGUGCACCUACGACUCCCUGGAUCAUGAGCUUACGUUACGAGACCCCGUAUCUACAUUGGCUUCUUCGUACACGAUACGCAAAUCUCUGACUUGGGCUAUAGAUAUCUCUUUCGUGGAUGAGCUUGAUGAAAUGUGGAGCGACGAACUAUGGGAGCUCGGUGAAAUCCUGGAUCAAAAUGACAGUAGUUUAGAAAUGUCCGACAGGAAGUGGUUCAUCCUAAAGCCUUCUAUGAGCGAAAGGGGGGUUGGUAUCCGCCUGUUUAGCAGCAAAGAAGCCCUCCAACGGAUUUUCUGGGAUUUUGAUUCUGAAUCCUCUGAUGAAGAAACAGGCAGGACAAUAGACGGAAUAAGCAAACGAGUUCCUGACGGUGGGGACAAGAUCAUCGCAUCGCAGCUCCGCCACUUUGUAAUACAGGAAUACCUGGAUAAACCUCUCUUAAUGGAUCCCACGGAAGCCAAUGCUCUCAGGGAUUCACCCCUUCCACGACAUCAUCGACCUACUAAGUUCCACCUUCGUGUCUACUGUGUUGCCUCAGGCGCAUUGACUCUCUUUGUCGACGAGAACAUCCUCGUUCUGUUUGCCGGAAGCCCAUACGAACUGCCGUCCAGUCCGAAUGGAGAACAAGAUGUUGAUCUAAAGGCGCAUCUCACUAAUACAUCCUGGCAGAAGGUUACAUCGGAAAAUCCAGACCCUAACCGCAAUGUGCGGACGCUCCAAGAAAUGAUUGGCUGUCGGAUUUUAUCUGGACCGCCCUCAAAUAGCUUUGAGCACUCUUGCCUCUCGGAGGAGAAUGUGCAAGAUAUCAUUGAUCAAGUUUGUGAAAUUCUGGCAGACGUGUUCCGAGCAGCGCUUGAGACAUCAGUCCAUUUCCAGCCCCUUCCUAAUGCCUUUGAGCUUUUCGGUGCCGAUUUACUCGUUACACACAAUCUCUCGGAGAACGGCAAGACAAGGUCCCCGUUCUCAGUGAGCAUCUUAGAGCUCAAUGCAGAACCGGCCAUUGAGAUGACGGGUGCUCGAUUGAGCUGGAUCUUGGAGCAUCUGUUCUUUGGCAUCUGCCAGACUUGCGUCGCGCCAUUCAUUGACCGGUCUUCGAGGAAGAAAAUGACGUGGAGAAUCGGAGAAACAAUGCAUGGGUUGAGGAAGUGUCUUGAAGUUGAAAUUCGAGGAACCAAGGGCUGGUAG